Molecule: messenger RNA, 1935 nt
Organism: Manis javanica (Malayan pangolin)
Lineage: Eukaryota; Metazoa; Chordata; Mammalia; Pholidota; Manidae
Gene: NAGA
Product: alpha-N-acetylgalactosaminidase
Biological process (GO): oligosaccharide metabolic process; glycoside catabolic process
Cellular component (GO): cytoplasm
Molecular function (GO): alpha-galactosidase activity
Source: RefSeq, a predicted model, not a curated record
CCGCCCCCUAUGGAACGUAGACGGCGAGUCAGGUGACUGCCGCACUCCGCUGCUCCGCAGGCAGAAACCCGCGGCAGUUCUGAGCUCGUCAGAAGGGAUCUCCGCCGGUCGGUAAGAGUUCACUCAGCUUCCAAAGCCCAACAUACAAGGCUGGUAUAAGGAGAGCAGAUCUGGUCAAGUCGCUGAGACGCUGAGCAGAGAGUAAUGUUGCUGAAGACAGUGCUCUUGCUGGCUUUGGUGAGCCAGGUCCUAGUGCUGGAGAAUGGGCUCCUGCGAAAGCCUCCCAUGGGCUGGCUGGCCUGGGAACGCUUCCGCUGCAACACCGACUGUGAUGAGGACCCAAAGAACUGCAUCAGUGAGCGGCUCUUCUUGGAGAUGGCUGACCGGCUGGCACAGGAUGGAUGGAGGGACCUGGGCUACAUAUAUCUUAACAUUGAUGACUGCUGGAUUGGUGGGCGUGAUGCCACAGGCCGCCUGGUGCCUGAUCCCAAGCGCUUCCCUCAUGGCAUUGCCUUCCUAGCUGACUACGCUCACUCCCUGGGCCUGAAGCUGGGCAUCUAUGAGGACAUGGGCAACUUCACCUGCAUGGGUUACCCAGGUAUCACACUGGACAAGGUGGUCCAGGAUGCUCAAACCUUUGCCGACUGGAAGGUGGACAUGCUGAAGUUGGAUGGCUGCUUCUCAACCUCCGAGGAACGGGCCAAGGGGUACCCCAGUAUGGCUGCUGCCCUGAAUGCCACAGGCCGCCCCAUCGCCUUAUCCUGCAGUUGGCCAGCCUAUGAAGGGGGCCUCCCUCCCAAGGUGAACUACAGUCUGCUGGCAGACAUCUGCAACCUGUGGCGCAACUACGAUGACAUCCAGGACUCCUGGAGCAGCGUGCUGUCCGUCCUGGACUGGUUUGUGCGCUACCAGGACAUACUGCAGCCUGUGGCAGGCCCUGGGCACUGGAACGACCCAGACAUGCUGCUAAUUGGGAACUUUGGCCUCAGCUUUGAGCAAGCCCGAGCCCAGAUGGCCCUAUGGACAGUGCUGGCAGCCCCCCUCUUCAUGUCCACUGACCUGCGUACGAUCUCUGCCCAGAACAUGGACAUUCUGCAGAAUCCACUCAUGAUCAAAAUCAACCAGGAUCCCUUAGGCAUCCAAGGACGCAGAGUUCUCAAGGAGGAGAGGUCUCACAUCGAAGUGUUCGUGCGGCCCCUGGCCGACGAGGCCUGCGCCAUAGUCUUCUUCAGCCGCAGGACCGACCUGCCUCAUCGCUACCGCUGUUCCCUCGCCAAGCUGAACCUCCACAGCUCCAGCACGUAUGAGGCCCAGAACGUCUACACGGGUGAUGUCAUCAGUGGCCUCCAAGAUAAAACCACCUUCACAGUGAUCAUCAACCCUUCAGGGGUGGUGAUGUGGUACCUGUAUCCCAUCAGUAAACUGGGGCUGCCCCAGCAAUGAGCUGGGACAUGUGACAGGCUCUGGUGGCACCACCGAGCCCAGACCAUGGAGCUCCCAUGGGCUGAGGGCCAGUAGCGGGGUUCUCUGCUACCCAGGCCUGCUCAGCUACUUGACCCCAUCAGACCCAAAGUGCAAUCUCAGGGCCUGGUUCCAUGCCCUGCUCAAGCGUGAACCCUCUUGGAAACUUGACUUGGGGCCAUUUCCUGUGGCCUUUCUGGCUUCUACCUCAUCUGCACAGCCCCACAGAUAUUAACUGAAGAACCCCACGAGCCUCCUGAGCCCCCACUGGCAAGAAUGCUGAUACCUGUCAAGACACCAGUCUCUUGUCUUUUUUGUUGACUCUGAAAUCGGGAUUUGUUUCAUAUAAUUCGGAAUGACCUCUCUCAUGAAUUGUGUGAUUGUCUUUCCUGCCUGGAGAAGGCCUUGCUGGCUGACACCUCCUAGAAGUAACCUUUGUUCCCUCAGGUUACCAAUAAAGCUGUUCUUUAGUCA